Rotaria sp. Silwood2 is the source of this 699-nucleotide messenger RNA. The record is from the annotation of a GenBank genome assembly. NCBI's taxonomy places the organism in Eukaryota, Metazoa, Rotifera, Eurotatoria, Philodinida, Philodinidae.
AUGACUGAAUAUGAAUAUUAUUAUGAUCAAUAUCGUCGUAUGCCAAGACAUCCAUCGGCUAUUCAAAGAGACUUAGUUGAUUAUCAUUCGACAAUAUCUACAGCAACUUAUAAUAUGUGGUCUACAACUGACAAAAGACCUAUUACAACUACUUACAUUGAUGGAAGCACAUUAUUAGGUCUUCAUGAACGUCAAUAUAGCAUGAAAGGCUUAUUUCCAAAAGGAAAAAGUCGACGAAAACCAUCUGUUCCAUGUGAGAAGAAAAUAAAUACAGGUGAUGCUUUUAUGUCAUUAGUACCAGCUGAAAAGACAAUUUUUGAUACAGCUACAGUUCGAUCAGAAAAAACUCGAUCACCUUUAUCAAUGGCUACAGCAACACAAUGUUCAACUUUACCUGAUGUACGACAAAAAAGUAUUGAUAUUCGAAGUAGUCGAAUAUAUAGUGCUACUAUAUUUGAUGAUGAUAAUAGUGAAGCUAAAUUUUAUGGACGUUGUGCAACAACAUAUGCUAAUGGUGGUUGGGUACAACGAUAUAAAUCUAUAAAUCAAUCCCAAGUAUUAACUGAUUUAUUACGCGAUCAAACAAAUAGAGAUAAAAAUAUAUUUAAAAAACGAUCAUGUCAGCAAUUAUUUCAUUCAUCAUCUUCAUCAUCAGCAUUUACUUCUUCAUUAAUUAGACGUAGACGAGCGAAAUAUUGA